AUGAACGGAAGAGCGAGACGCAUAUUGUCUUUGGUUCCAGCACGAAAUGCUGGUUCUGAUGUUAGUGAUGGAUCCAGUAGUGAUGAUGAAGUCAGAGAUGUCGAGAGUUCACCAGCGCCGUCUCUGGAUUCAUCAUUUGAAAAGCUCGACAUUCUCGGCAGCCCCACUUCAUCGCCCAAUCAUUCAAAGCAAGAGGUGGAAUCACGUGCAGAAGAUUUUUCUGAUGUGGAUUCAGAGACUUUUCAAGUUUCCCUAACGCCAAUCCUGAACGCCGUGUUCCCUAGCCUUACGCAAUGCAAUUACGACGCAAUACCUUUAAUUUCUUCUGUAUCAUCUAUAACGUCUGUUGAACCAUCUACUCUCAUAGCGGAUGUCACACCUUUAGUGACACGUGGGCAAAGAAAACGUACUGGGCCUUCUGUUUCCGUUAAUAAAGUGAAAAGGCGAUGUAUCAAAAAACUAACCUUACGUUUCCGUUGGAAGAAAGUGUCAUUUCAACACAGAGCUGACAUACCUAAUAAUACGUUUGAAGAUGAAGUUCCGGUUGAUUGGUCUCCUUUGGACUAUUUUUUUCGAUUUUUUUUUCGACCCCAGAGAUUUGGUGAGCCAUAUAACCACGAAUACCAAUUUGUACAGCGUUCAAGAAACUGGAAAGUUGCGGAAGAGGAAUAA
Messenger RNA from Parnassius apollo (apollo), 672 nucleotides. The record is from the annotation of a GenBank genome assembly. NCBI's taxonomy places the organism in Eukaryota, Metazoa, Arthropoda, Insecta, Lepidoptera, Papilionidae.